CGCCCAGUCGUCAAACAUGCCAUCUGGCGGAAACGAUGCGUUCUACAGUGACGGUAAUCAGCUCGAACAGGGGUUGCGAUAACAGGAAAUAAUGGAACACAUGUCGGACGCGGGUCUCCUUCACGCUGUGUAACAGCGAGCAGCCCGCUAGCUGCCUUUAGGCGAUACAGCUUUCAGUUUCUGUGCUCGCAUUGAACACGCCUUUUACACACACCGGACGGAAACGAACACACACCAAACAAAGCACACACGGCGAGAUGCACUAUUACCGCUAUGAGAGUGAAGCUGCUGAGGUCAGCUGCUGCUACAAAUACAUGAUGUUCAGCUACAACAUCAUCUUCUGGUUGGCGGGCGUGGCGUUUAUUGGAAUUGGCUUCUGGGCCUGGAGUGAGAAGGGGGUGCUGUUGGACCUGACACAGGUGACCCGGCUCCAUGGCUUUGACCCGGUGUGGUUGGUGCUGGCGGUGGGCGUGGUUGCUUUCAUCCUUGGCUUCGCAGGCUGUGUGGGGGCACUGAGGGAGAACAUCUGCCUGCUGAAGUUUUUCUCAGGUCUGAUCUGCGUCAUCCUCUUCCUGGAGCUGACUGUGGCUGUGCUGGCAUUCGUCUUUAAGGACCAGGUGCGGGAGUGGAUCAACGACUUCUUCCUGGUCAACAUCAAAGCCUACAGAGAUGACAUCGACCUGCAGAACCUCAUGGACUCACUGCAGAGACUGAAUCAAUGCUGUGGUGCAGAGGAUCCAGAUGACUGGGACAUGAAUGUGUACUUCAACUGCAGCAAAGACAACCCCAGCAGAGAGCGCUGUGGAGUCCCCUUCUCCUGCUGCCUCAGUGACCCUGCUGAUAAUGUGGUUAACACACAGUGUGGCUAUGAUGUCAGAGUAAAGGGGGAGGACCAGAGUAAGGUCAUCUACACCCGCGGCUGCAUCAAGGCCAUGGAGCAGUGGCUGCCCAGGAACAUCUACAUAGUGGCGGGAGUCUUCAUCGCCAUCUCCCUGCUGCAGAUGGUGGGGCUGUACCUGGCUCGAAAUCUGGUGGACGAAAUCCGAAAGGUCCGCUACCACUACUGAGGCGGGGCUCCAACCACGAGGGCGUGGUCUGGACUCCUCCAACUGCUUACAUCAUCAUCAAGCCUGCUUACAUCGGAGCCAUGAGACGACCCUCACCACAUGUGUGUGUACAGACAUUCUUAAUGUGUGCUUGUGUGUCUGUGUGUGUGUGUGCGUGCGUGUAUGUGUUUUAUACUCUCAUCAUCAGAUAGGAAGUGAUGCCUGAUGUUCUGCUUUGUUGUGGGUGAAAGAGUCCCAGCAUGCACUGCAGGUCCAGCCCUUCCCCCAGGUCCCUUCAGGGUGCCAUACUGUUCCCAGCAGCAGGCCUGUAGCUCUGCUCCUCCUGGGUCCUGCCUUAUGCUCACAGACUGAGAGCCUUUUCGU
This is a messenger RNA of Megalops cyprinoides (Indo-Pacific tarpon), 1430 nucleotides long. RefSeq names its product tetraspanin-14-like. Gene Ontology annotation, biological process: regulation of vascular endothelial growth factor signaling pathway; protein maturation; protein localization to plasma membrane. Gene Ontology annotation, cellular component: membrane. Bases 258 to 1067 code for a protein of 269 amino acids. Lineage: Eukaryota; Metazoa; Chordata; Actinopteri; Elopiformes; Megalopidae. The record is from RefSeq and is a predicted model, not a curated record. The transcript has 9 exons.